Molecule: messenger RNA, 902 nt
Organism: Linum trigynum
Lineage: Eukaryota; Viridiplantae; Streptophyta; Magnoliopsida; Malpighiales; Linaceae
Source: the annotation of a GenBank genome assembly
GCAUAUAUGUUCCGGCCAAAAUCAUAUUCGAGUGCCUUGCUAAUCAAAUGGCUUCUAUUGUUGGUUGUAAAGGUACAGCAGCAGCAGCAGCAGCUUACAGCAGUUUCCAGGCGAUUAUGAUCUCUACUAUUCAGCUGUUUUUAUGGCUGUUACUGCUAGCUGAAGGAAGAGUAGUCGACAGUGAUAGCACCAUUGCUGAUCCCACAAAAGGGUUCGUCGCUCUUCCACUGACUUCAUCGCAUAUGAAGGUUCAGUGGCCGUAUGACCUGCGAAAGGAGGAGCGUUACAGCUUUGCCAAUGGCGUCCACACGCUCAGGGUUUACUCCAACGACAAGCCAUUCAAACAACACAGCCCCACCAAGCCUCGCACUGAAGUCCAUAUAACCGGAUACGAUUAUUCGUCUGGAGUGUGGCAGUUCGAAGGGCAUGGUUUCGUUCCGAGCGGGACAUCUGGUGUGUGCAUAAUGCAGGUGUUCGGUGCGAGCGAGCACGCUUCGACUCUGAUGGUUCGAGUUUACGGCGGCAACCUGGCCAUCUACAGGUCCAAAGUCCUUCCCGACAUCUACGACAGAUGGUUCAGGUUGAACGUGAUUCACAAUGUGGAUGAUGGUGAGGUCAUGGUCUACGUUGACACAUCACUUGUGUAUAAAGGACCCGGUCACGGCGGCAAGUCUCACUACUUCAAGUUUGGCGUCUAUGCUCAGAAUGAUGAUUCUCGUCUCAUGGAAUCUCGUUGGAAAGGAAUCAAGAUUUUAAGAAAGAAGUAAUAGAUUUUUACUUGGUCGAUACUAAUUUAAUUACCUUUGUUUUCUAUCUUAUUUAAAUUUUGAAGAUGCAUGUAAUAUCGAGCUUUCGAUACAACUCACACAAUUUUGGGUUACUAAUUAAUACCAACAGUUAAA